Cynara cardunculus var. scolymus (artichoke) is the source of this 2738-nucleotide messenger RNA. Its product is annotated as protein SIEVE ELEMENT OCCLUSION B-like. Gene Ontology annotation, biological process: phloem development. The record is from RefSeq and is a predicted model, not a curated record. Bases 1 to 2502 code for a protein of 833 amino acids. The transcript is spliced from 8 exons. Lineage: Eukaryota; Viridiplantae; Streptophyta; Magnoliopsida; Asterales; Asteraceae.
AUGGACCAAUCACUGGCCAAUUACACCAACAACAAGGCCUUAUCAUCAUCUAACCCCGAUAAAAGGCUCUUAACAGGCACCAACCCCUUAACAAGCACCAAUCCUUUAACAGGGACCAAUUCAGCCAUAAAUCCAAUGCAGCAACUGCCACACCAACAGCAGCACCUUAUGGGUCCUAUGACUAACCCAGUGUCUCAGCAGCUGCUGGGCUUGGCAGGUAACCCAAUGCAGCAGCAGCUGGGCAUGACAGGUAACCCAAUGCAGCAGCUGAUGGGUCCCAAAAACAACCCGAUGCUGAAUUCUAUGAUGAACCCGUUGCAUACCCCGAUGCACCAUCAGAUGACCAGUCCUGUACACAAUCAAACGGUGCAGCAGCUAAACAGAGGUGACAGAAACUCCAUCUUCAGUGCAUCGGAUGACAAUGUGAUCAUGAAGCAAGUGUUUGAUACCCAUCUCCCUGAUGGCACCGAUGUUGAUGUCAAACCUCUUCUCCAUAUUGUGGAGGAUAUCCUCAAAUAUGCCACCAUCCAUGCUGAUUCAACUUCAAUGGUUGAACAUACAGAUGUUACCAAACUGGAGAACAAACCCCAUCAAACCAAUGCCGUUAUGAUGCUUAAUUCAUUGUCACAUAUAAUUGACAAACUUGCUUGCGAGAUGUCGUUCAAGUGCUUGAGUGGUGGGGAUGGACACACAACAGCCCUUGCACUAUUUCACACUGUGGGGAACUUCCACUGGGACGCGAAGUUGGUAUUGACCCUCUCAGCUUUUGCUCUGAACUAUGGGGAAUUUUGGCUUCUAGCUCAAAUUUACUCAUCAAACCAACUCGCAAGAUCAAUGGCAAUUCUUAGGCAAGUACCAAUGAUCAUGGAACAUUCAGCCCCAUUGAAACCUCGGUUCGACAUCCUCAACAAACUCAUCCGCUCUGUCCUCGAACUAACCCAGUGCAUCAUCCAUUUCAAGGAUCUCCCAUCUAUGUACAUUAGUUCUGAUGUACCAGCCAUGGCCUCAGCAAUGAAUACCAUUCCUACUGCUGUUUACUGGAACAUCAGAGGGAUCAUCGCUUGUGCUGCACAGAUUACAAGCCUCACCAGCAUGGGACACGAGUACGGGAUAUCAUCCACAGAGUUGCAGUCAUGGGAACUAUCCACCUUAAUCCUGAAGAUCAACCACAUACUUGAGUUUCUGAAGAAACAACUGGAAAAUUGUCAUCGUGUUGUAGGAGACAGGAAGGAGAUGGAUUUCAGGAACUCAUUCAAUCAGUUAUUCGAUACAAUCCAUAUCGACAACAUGAAAAUCCUCAAGAUCUUAAUUAGUCCAAGGGAUGACAUAUUGCCACUUUUUGAUGGCUCCACUAAGCAAAGGGUCAAGCUAGAGGUUCUGAGGAAAAGGAAUGUAUUGUUGCUGAUAUCAGGGCUAGACAUGUCCCCCGAUGAGCUUUCGAUUCUAGAGCAAAUUUACAGCGAGUCCCGCAUUCAAGGGACUAGGAUGGAUGCUUUGUAUGAGGUGGUGUGGAUGCCUAUUGUGGACCCAUCUGUAGAGUACACCGAAGCAAUGGACAGAAAAUUCGAGGAGAUGAGGAACAGUAUGCCAUGGUACUCAGUGUACCACCCUUCCAUCAUCGACAGGGCGGUGAAAAGAUCCAUUGGAGAUAGGUGGCACUUUAGGAGCAAGCCCAUCCUUGUGGUGCUGGAUCCACAGGGAAGGGAGUUGAGCCCUAAUGCCAUCCACAUGAUGUGGAUUUGGGGAAGCAAUGCCUUCUCUUUCACCAGCGCCAGAGAGGAAGCAUUGUGGAGGGAAGAAACUUGGAGGCUAGAGUUGCUAGUCAGUGGAAUGGACCCAACCAUACUGAACUGGAUAAGAGACGACAAAUACAUCUGCUUGUAUGGAGGGGAUGACAUUGAGUGGAUUCGCAAAUUCACGAACACGGCUCGGGCCAUGGCAACUGCUGCACGCAUCCCAUUAGAGAUGGCUUAUGUUGGGAAAAGCAAGAAAAAAGAAAAUGUCCGUAGGGCAAUAGCCACCAUCAACCAGGAGAAGCUUAGUUACUGCUGGCAAGAUACCACCCUGAUCUGGUUCUUCUGGACACGGAUAGAGAGCAUGUUGUUCUCUAAGAUCCAACUCAGGAGGGCUGAUGAUCAAGACCUCAUAAUGCUACAGAUCAAGAAACUACUGAGCUAUGACAAGGAUGGAUCAUGGGCUUUGUUUUGUAGAGGAUCACAGAUUCUGACCAAUGGACAUGGAUCCACCAUGUUGCAAACCCCUGCUGACUUUGACCUUUGGAAGGAUAACAUCCCCACAAGGGGGUUCGAUGCGGCAUUUACAGACCACCAUGACAAGCUUCACGGUGCAGCUAAUAAUUGCUGCCGCUUCGAGUUUCCCAUCACAGCAGGUAGAAUCCCAGAAGGCAUGAGUUGCCCUGAGUGCCAUCGCUCCAUGGAAAAAUACAUUGCUUUCCUUUGUUGCCAUGACCAAACUGGUCUUCUUGAACCCAUAUUAAGCUAGCAACAUCGAUGCACAUCUACCAAUCUGGCAGCCUCUGGCGCUGGUUACUAUUAGUAAGUGAAUAAACAGUGGCACAUGUAUGUUGUCACUUUUCUGUUGUAUUGAUAAAAUUACAGUGUUUUCAGUGUGCAAUCCUUUUUCACCCGAGUGUAACCUAGUGGGUUUAAUCUGCUGCAUUAGUUAGACCCACUUUUGAUGUAAUAAAAUAUUUUAUGAGUCUUGAUAAAGCUUCUGUC